Molecule: messenger RNA, 2165 nt
Organism: Carassius carassius (crucian carp)
Lineage: Eukaryota; Metazoa; Chordata; Actinopteri; Cypriniformes; Cyprinidae
Product: calcium homeostasis endoplasmic reticulum protein-like
Exons: 9
Coding region: 669-2165 (498 amino acids)
Source: RefSeq, a predicted model, not a curated record
AAAUAACUGGCAGGACAGGAGUAUUUCCAGAAGACCUACACUAACCCUUGAGUAGCAUGGCAUAAAUAUUAAAGUAUGUAUGGACUUACAAUUAUUCUCUUUUAUGCCAAAAAUACUUAUUUUUGAGAAGUGUUUUGAAUUCAUUCUAACUGCAGCUGCCACUCUGCCCUCAUAUUUACUAAAAGCUUAAAUGUAUCUGUUUUGUCAUGUUACAUAGUGAAUCAUCAUAUCUAUUUUCUCUAAAAUAACAUUGUCUACGUUAGAGUCUGCUUUAUAUUUUAUGAUAUUUUCUUAUUUAAUGUGUCUGUUUGUACAUUACAUACAAAUCAGACGCCAGCUUCUUUUUGUGCACUCUUAUUUUGAAUCUAUUGCGUCAUAUCCGCUGGCCGUUUGGAUCUCCUCAAUGCUUGUGUUGCUCUUGCUCGAGGGAGUUCGUGCUGCAGACCUUUGCCUUUAAGCGUCAGUUUGUGUCUAGUGAGUGGCUCACAGCUCAAAUGUAUUACAGCAGUUUGAUUAUGACUUUGUUUGCGUUGCGUUGAUGUGACUAAACGGUACUACAUCUGCAUGGUUGAGUGCGCAUACAAACGUGGUCGUGACAACACGAUUCGCUAACGUUAGCUGUUCACCCAGCAACUCGUUACUGACCAGUGAGCGCAAACUGUUGGGAAAUGGGGAAAAAUCGCAAGAAAGGAAAAGGACCAGCUCACCCUCCAGGACCUGGAGCGCCUCCUCCACCCCGACCGCCUCCCCCUCAAGGCGGCUUUCGAGGUCCCGCGCCUGGUUACCCGAUGGGCCCCCCUGGACCGAGGUUUCCUGGGCCCCCUCGCGACUUCGGACCGCGUCACCCCCGGAUGAUGAUGAUGAUGGACGACAUGGAAGGAGAUCGAGGGUUUAUGCACGAAGCGCCUGGAUUCAUGAUGGACGACGGGCCUUAUCCUCACCCCAUGGAUUUUCCCGACAGACAUGAAUUUCACCCGCGUUUCGAUGGACCUGAUCCAGCUUUCCAUCACCCCGAGUUUGGGAACAGACCACCAGCGUCGCAUUUUUACCACCCAGAGCUUGAAUAUGGACCGCGGUUCCGUCCUCCACCAGAGUUUUAUGACGGACCUCCGGACUUCUGUCCGCCUGAGUUUAGGGGAAGACCCCCGAGCUUCCACCCGCCCGAGUUUGAAGGUUUCCACCGGAUGAACCCUGAAUUCGACCAAAUGGAGCACUAUGGUCCAAGAGACCCUUAUUACAUGCCACAAAUGGACCCACAUGGCAAUCAUGCGUUUGCUGGACCACUGGCACCUGAUUUCCGAGGCCCGGGUCCAGUACAGCCCCCAUCUGAGGCAUUCAGUGCCACUAGUGGGCCUCCUCCUGCUGGUCCACUCCAACCUCCGCAGAAACAAGAUCAGCAGGCUCCGAAAGAGACCAAGACUGAACCUGCUAAAUCCAUGGCUUCAAAGAUAUCCAUGUUCAAGAAUAUGUCUGCAAACACACCUCGUGGACGUUCAUUGGGAGUAAUUUCACUUAUUGCUAAUAAUUUUGGUUUCAUUGAACGGGAGGAUUUGAAGAAGUUUUCUUUUGCAUUCGAUGCUUUUAUGGGAAACCGGGCUCUUCUGGUGCCUGGGGUUAAAGUGCAUUUCACAGCAGUGAAAAACCUGGGAAAAGAAUGUGCGGUUGAUGUUAAAGUGGCACCAGGAGGAACCGAAGACAUUGACAGUACAGUGUAUGAAGGUGUAGUUCUCACAGUCCUUCCUGAUGACACCGUCCAGGGGGCUAACCCUGGCUGUAUCAGGACCAUCAUCUCUAAGGAUCCCAUUAAAUUGCACUUUGGAAAGGUGGACACCAAUGUGACUCUGCUGCUGUAUGAUCGUGUGGAGUUCCAGUUGCUGACAGAUGUUAUUACUAAGGAGCAAAGAGCCACAAACAUCAAACCAAAAACACCUGACACUUUUCAGCUCACCAAAGAAGUCAGGGAGACAGGUGUGAUUAUAAAUAAGAGCGAUGGAACCCUGACCAUCACGACAGAGAAAAAUGAUAGCGUGAUGGCCACUGCUACCGACAGUUUAUCAGAUGAAGAGCUGAAUGUCAUGGAUGAAGUGGAGCUCACCAUUUUGACUGUGAACGACACAAAGAAGGCCGUCCGACUCAGAAAGCUUCCAAAAGACAAGGUAGUUUAG